AUGUCUCAACCAGCGCCCGCCAGCAACGUGCCCGACUCCUUGCUCGAUAGGCUGAGGCAGUCGUCGCACCCGGUGGCGAUUAUUUUUUACAUCUUCUUUCGGCUCGCUCCGCUAUUCCUUUAUUUAUUCGGCUCGCUGGUAAUCGCCGACUUCUCGCUGGUGUUCAUCCUUGUAGCCAUUCUCCUCGCCCUCGACUUCUGGACAGUCAAAAAUGUGUCUGGUAGACUAAUGGUAGGCCUCAGGUGGUGGAACGAAACCUCAGAGGACGGCACUUCUACCUGGGUGUAUGAGACUGCCAGCCCAGACAGGUACAUCAAUCCAAUUGACUCUAAAUGUUUCUGGCUGCUAAUGUACGCCGUGCCAGGUGCAUGGGCUGUUCUGGGUCUGGUUGCAGUGCUCAAGUUUGAGCUUAUCUGGCUGCUGGGUGUCAUCUACGCCCUUGUUCUUAUGGGCACUAACACGUUGGCAUACAACCGAAGUGAUAAGUUUGCCAAGGCAAAUACCUCUUCUUCGAAUAUCGUAGGUCGCCUCUUUUCGGGAGUCACCCAGAUUUGGGGACAGAACACCGCCACGUCCAUGGCCUCGCGUUUCUGGAGUAGUUGA
Messenger RNA from Wickerhamiella sorbophila, 603 nucleotides. Its product is annotated as Golgi apparatus membrane protein TVP23. Gene Ontology annotation, biological process: protein secretion; vesicle-mediated transport. Gene Ontology annotation, cellular component: Golgi membrane. NCBI's taxonomy places the organism in Eukaryota, Fungi, Ascomycota, Dipodascomycetes, Dipodascales, Trichomonascaceae. The record is from RefSeq and is a predicted model, not a curated record. The transcript has a single exon. Bases 1 to 603 code for a protein of 200 amino acids.